AUGUUCCUAUCUAUCUAUCUAUCUAUCUACCUAUCUAUCUAUAUAAACGUACGCUGGGAAGCCUUUAUUCGUAUAAGGAGAGGCAGAAGAUACACGCUCUCUCUCUCUCUCUCUCUCUCUCUCUCUCUUUCUCUCUCUCUCUCUCUUAUUCUGUCAGCCUUUCUUUUUCGGGUCAUGUUCCUUGAAGAUAGUUUCUUUCUUUCUUUUUCUUUCUUUCUAUCUCUCCUCCUCCUUUUCUUUUCUUUUCUUUGUUUCUUUCUUUGUUUUUCUUUCUAUCUUCACUUCUUUCUCUUUUCUGUCAUUCUUUCUGUUUUUCUUUCUUUCUUUCAUUCUUUGUUUCUUUCUUUACUUCGCUUUUCUUUCUUUCUUUCUUUCUUUCUUUCUUUACUUCUCUCUCUUUUCUUUCUUUUUCUUUCUUACUAUCUACACUCCUCUCUCUUUUCUCUCUUUCUUUCUUUUUUUACUUCUCACUCUUUUCUUUCUUUCUUUCUUUCUUUCUUUCUUUCUUUCUUUCUUUCUUUCUUUCUUCACACCUCUCUCUUUUUUGUCUUUCUUUCUGUCUUUCUUUCUUUCUUUCUUUACUUCUCUCUUUUUUCUUUCUUUCGUUCUCUCUAUUUCUUUCGUUCUCUCUCUUUCUUUCGUUCUCUCUCUUUCUUGCUUUACUUUUCUCUUUUUUCUUUCUUUCUUUUUCUUUCUUUCUAUCUUCAGUCCUCUCUCUUUUCUGUCUUUCUUUUUUUACUUCUCUCUCUUUUCUUUCUUUCUUUCUUUUUUUCUUUCUUUCUUUCUUCACUCCUUCCUUUUUCUUUCUAUUUUAUUUUUUCCUUCUUCCUUUCUUCACUUCUCUCUCUCUUUUCAUUCUUUCUUUCUUCAUUUAUUCAUAAAUUUAUAUUUUUCUUCCUUUCAUUCUUUCCUUCUUUCUUCAUUCUUCUUGCUUUUUCCUUCUUUCUUGCUUUCUUUCUUUUUAUUUUCCCUUUUACAAUUCAUUUUUUCUUCUUUUUUCAUUUCUCUCUUUCCUUGUUAUUCAUCAAAUGCUAUCUUUAUCUUUCUAUUUUCUUCCUCUUGAUUUUGAUUUCAUUUGUUACCAUUGAUUUCUUUUUUUCUUAUUCUUCGCUUUCUUUUUUAACAUAUAACUUUUUCUUUCUUAUUUCGUUCUUUCUCCAUUUUUUUUUAUUUCUUCAUUAUUUAUUUUUCGUUCUUUCUCUCUUUCUUCCUUUUUUUCUUUCGAUCUUUUUUGCUUUCUUUCUUUCUUUAUCAUUAUCAUAUUUCUUAUUCACUAAAAUCCUUCAUUUCUUUAUUCACAUUCUUUCUUUUUGUUCAUCAUUUAAUUCAUUCUUUUCUUUAUUAUUUACUUUUCUUUAUUUCUUCUUAUUCAUUUUUCGUUCUUUCUUUCUUUCUUUCUUUCUUUCUCUCUCUCUUAUUUCAUUUUUUCUUUCUUUAGCAUUCACCCCGUUGACAUAUUUAUUCAUAGAUUUUUUUUCUGUCGCAUUGACUAAUUUGAUAUUAUUUUAUCACACUUUUUUCCUUCUUUCUUUUCUCAUUUCUCGUUUAACUUUUCUUUCUUCUUUCCAUUCUUUUUACAUUCCUGCUCCUCCUUUCUUUCUUUCUUUCUUUCUUUCUUUCUUUCUUUCUUUCUUUCUUUCUUUUCUAUUUUUCUCUUUCUUUCAUCUUCCAGUUCUUCAGCCGGAUGUCAAUUUUUUCUUUCGUUCUUUCUUUUCUUCCUUUAUUCUCACUUCUAUUUUUUUUAAUUCUUUUUUUGUUUACACUUUCACUUCUUUUAACUUCUUUCUUUUCUUUCCUCCUUCUUUUACAUCAGUCUAUGUUUUCUCCUUUUUUUGUUUUCUCAUUUUUCAAUCAUCAUUUUUUCUUUCGUUCUUUCUUUUAAUUUUUUUCAUGAAUCCCUCAUUCAUUCUCUACCUUCUUUCUCCUUUUAUCAUCUUCUCUCUUUAUUUUCAUUUUUUUAUACAGCCACGUGCCGUCGCCUCUCUCUGUCUUUUCUACAAAUACUUCCAUGUUCUUGCUCACCCUUUCUUUCUUUCUUUCUUUCUUUCUUUCUUUCUUUCUGCACACUAUGACUUUCCACUUCUUUGUUUCUUUCUGCAAACUCUGACUUCCCCUUCUUUCUUUCUUUCUUUCUUUCUUUCUUUCUUUCUUUCUUUCUUUCUUUCUUCAGUUCUCGCUCAACAUUUUCUUUCUUACUCACUUCUCGCUAAAGCUUUUUUUCACGUUCUUCAUUUUUCUUUUUUUUUUUCUUCUUACAUACAAUUUUCUUUUUAUUUCAUUUAUUUAAAUGUUGCAUUUUUCAUUCAUUCAUUCCUCUUUUCAUUCUUUCAUUCUUUUUUUGUAUUUCUUCCUACCACCUAUUUUUCAUUCAUCCUUUACCUUAAAUAUUCCAUUUUUUCUGUUAACAUUCAUUUCUCUGUUUUUUUCAUUCAUCCCUUUAUUUUCAUGCAUUCAUUUCUCUUUUUUUUUUCUUUCAAAUCUAUCCUCAUCUAUUCUUUCAUAAUCCACAUGUUUGUUUUCAGUCUCCUUUCCUUUCUUUAUUCCAAUUAUCUGUUUCUUUCUUUUUUCUUCGUUAUUAAUUUUUCUCGGCUAUUCCUUCUUUCGAUUCUUUCUCUUCACACUCCUACUUCUUCAUACCCUCCUUCUCAUAUUUUUCUUCCUCUUUUCUUUCUCCUCAUUCCUCUUCCUCUUAUCCUCCAUUUUCCACCUCCUAUUUCUUUUUCUGCUUCUGCUACUGCUGAUUUUUUUAUUUUUUUUUAUCUUUUCAUAUCUUUCUGUUUUCUUUCUUUCAUACUUUCUUUUUUCUUCGUUAUUUUCUUAUUUUUCUUCUACCAGUUGCGAAGUUUUUUUCCAAGUAGUUUUCUUUUUCUUUUCUUCCUCUCUUCCCUUCUGUUUUCUUCUUCUUCUUCUUCUUCUUCUUCUUCUUCUUCUUCUUCUUCUUCUUCUUCUUCUUUCUGUGAAUAUCAAUUUUCAAUAUCGUCUCUCUCUUUGUUAUUUUGA
Molecule: messenger RNA, 3000 nt
Organism: Acanthosepion pharaonis
Lineage: Eukaryota; Metazoa; Mollusca; Cephalopoda; Sepiida; Sepiidae
Source: the annotation of a GenBank genome assembly